Messenger RNA from Solanum verrucosum, 1958 nucleotides. Its product is annotated as ruBisCO large subunit-binding protein subunit beta, chloroplastic-like. Gene Ontology annotation, molecular function: ATP binding; ATP-dependent protein folding chaperone. NCBI's taxonomy places the organism in Eukaryota, Viridiplantae, Streptophyta, Magnoliopsida, Solanales, Solanaceae. Bases 102 to 1958 code for a protein of 618 amino acids. The record is from RefSeq and is a predicted model, not a curated record. Gene Ontology annotation, biological process: protein refolding. The transcript has 14 exons.
UAGAAAAAUUCUUUUCAACGAAGCCUUAUCUUCUCCCCUUGUGCUCUACCAUUUCCACAUUCACCCACUUUGCGAGUGAGCUCUCAGGUAUUUUGUGGAGCAUGGCUGCUACGUUUACCUCAGUGUGUUCAAUUGCUUCCACAAACCAGACAGUAGAUAAAAAAUUCAUCAAUUCUUCUGAAACAUUGUCUUCAUUCUCUGGGAUAUCUUUGACUUCAUUAGGGGGCAGGAGAAAGAAUAAAGUUUUAAAGAAGAGAAAUGAUUCCAAGAUCCAGGCUAUGGCCAAGAAGUUACACUUCAAUCAGGAUGGUUCUGCCAUCAAGAAGUUGCAAGCAGGAGUUAACAAGCUUGCAGAUCUAGUAGGUGUAACUCUUGGUCCAAAGGGAAGAAAUGUAGUUCUUGAGAGCAAAUAUGGCUCUCCGAAAAUUGUAAAUGAUGGUGUUACUGUGGCCAGAGAGGUUGAACUAGAAGACCCUGUUGAGAAUAUUGGUGCAAGUUUGGUGAGACAAGCUGCAUCAAAGACAAAUGACUUGGCUGGGGAUGGAACAACUACAUCCGUUGUUUUGGCACAGGGGCUCAUAACUGAGGGUGUUAAGGUUGUUGCAGCUGGUGCAAACCCUAUUCAGAUUGCCAGGGGCAUCGAUAGGACCACCAAAGCCCUGGUUUCUGAGCUAAAAAAUAUGUCAAAAGAGGUUGAGGACAGUGAACUAGCAGAUGUAGCUGCGGUUAGUGCAGGAAACAACUAUGAAGUAGGAAAUAUGAUAGCAGAAGCCUUGAGUAAAGUGGGUAGGAAAGGUGUAGUGACUCUUGAGGAAGGGCGGGGUUCUGAGAACAACUUAUUUGUUGUGGAAGGCAUGCAAUGUGACCGUGGCUAUAUCUCUCCAUACUUUGUUACAGACAAUGAGAAGAUGGUAGCUGAAUAUGAAAACUGCAAGCUGCUUCUGGUAGACAAAAAGAUAACAAAUGCAAGGGAUUUAGUCAAUGUUUUGGAAGAAGCAAUCAAAAACGGAUACCCAAUAUUGGUAAUCGCUGAAGACAUAGAGCAGGAAGCUCUAGCCACACUAGUUGUGAACAAAUUAAGAGGAGCAUUGAAAAUUGCUGCUCUCAAAGCUCCUGGUUUUGGAGAUCGAAAAAGCCAAUAUCUUGAUGACAUUGCUAUCCUUACUGGAGGUACUGUCAUUCGAGAGGAGGUUGGUUUAUACCUAGACCAGGCUGGAAGUGAGGUCUUAGGGAAUGCUGCCAAGGUGGUUUUAUCAAAGGAUUCGACGACAAUUGUUGGUGAUGGUAGUACACAGGAUGCAGUGAGCAAAAGAGUUGCGCAAAUUAAAAGACUUCUUGAGGAAGCUGAACAAGACUACGAAAAGGAAAAAUUGAAUGAGAGAAUUGCAAAACUCUCUGGGGGUGUUGCCGUUAUUCAGGUUGGUGCACAAACUGAAACAGAACUCAAAGAAAAGAAAUUGAGAGUAGAGGAUGCACUCAAUGCGACAAAGGCAGCUGUUGACGAAGGCAUUGUAGUUGGCGGUGGAUGCACCUUAUUGCGGCUUGCUGCCAAAGUUGAAGACAUUAAAGGAACUCUUGAUAAUGAUGAACAAAAGAUUGGAGCUGAUAUUGUCAAGAGAGCUUUGCGCUACCCUAUGAAGUUAAUAGCCAAGAAUGCUGGUGUUAAUGGAAGUGUUGUGAUUGAGAAGGUGUUGUCCAAUGACAAUCCAAACUAUGGUUAUAACGCGGCCACCGGAAACUAUGAAGAUUUAAUGGCUGCUGGUAUAAUUGAUCCUACAAAAGUGGUAAGAUGUUGCUUGGAGCAUGCUGCUUCAGUUGCAAGGACCUUUUUGACAUCAGAUGCUGUGGUCACUGAGAUCAAGGUGCCUGAACCUGCAGUUGCUGGGAACCCAAUGGACAAUUCAGGUAUUAACCAUAGAGGCCAACCAUUCCCCCCCUCCUUUCUGAUUCUACCGUAG